This is a messenger RNA of Trifolium pratense (red clover), 2238 nucleotides long. Its product is annotated as protein FREE1. The record is from RefSeq and is a predicted model, not a curated record. Gene Ontology annotation, molecular function: ubiquitin binding; metal ion binding. NCBI's taxonomy places the organism in Eukaryota, Viridiplantae, Streptophyta, Magnoliopsida, Fabales, Fabaceae. The coding region runs from base 142 to 1911 and encodes 589 amino acids. Gene Ontology annotation, cellular component: ESCRT I complex; late endosome membrane. The transcript is spliced from 9 exons. Gene Ontology annotation, biological process: multivesicular body assembly; intralumenal vesicle formation.
CAACCUAUUUAGCGCGACUUCUACGCUGUUUCUAUAUCAUAUCGUAUCAUAUCACUUCAUCAUCCUUCUGAUCACUUCUUUUCUUCUUCUCCGUUAACACACACAAACUCAAUAUCCUCUUCCAUUCAAUUCAAUUCAAUCAUGCAUCAAGGAGAUUACACCUCCGCUCCAUACUAUCAAUUCCCUCAUAUGCAGCAAAACCCCAACCCUACACCCCCUCCUCAAUCCGAUCCAAUUCCGAACCACUACGCUUCUGCACCUCCUUUCACUCCCAAUUAUGAUUAUUCCAAUUAUUCUCCUUACCCUCCUCAUAAUCCCGAACCUCUUCCUUCUUCCAACCCUAAUUUCAAUCCUACCAUUGAAUCCAAUCCUCCUUAUCAACAACCACCGUCACAGCCAUUUUAUCCACCCUACGAUCAACAUCACACCGCUCCAAAUUAUGCACCUCCUAACCCUAACCCUAAUCCCAAUCCCAUUCCCAAUUCAUCGUUGUAUAAUUCGGCACCGUAUCCUCAAACCGCAUCUUCCCUUCCUCCGAUUUCGUCAUACCAAAGCCAAUACGAGAAUCCGGUGAAAUCUGAUUACGGUGCCGGUGCUGCUGGCGCUGGUGGUGGUUAUUUUGAUGACCGGUAUGGAAGUUUUAAUCGGAGAAGUUCUGAUUUGGGAUCCGAAUUGUAUGGUACGCGUCAUGAUGGUGGUUUGUCUAGGUAUGAAUCCGGUGGUGGUGCUGAUGAAGGUUAUGGAGAUGGAGUUUAUGCUUAUCAAGGGGGAAAAGUUGAACCGUAUGGUGCACGUGGUACGGCUCCUAAAUCUUCAACUUGGAAUUCAAAUUCGUCAAAUUCAACGCCUUCGUUUGAUGAUUUUGGGAGGCCGAUUAGUUUUCCGAAAGAAUCUUCUGUGCCAAGUAAGAUUGUGAAAGCUGUGCCGAAGGUUGAUACACAAGAAGAUGCCAAAAGUGGAGUGCAAAAGUUUCGUGUCAAGCUGCUGGCAGAGAGUGGUGGUCAGAGUACAAUGGAUGUUCUCUGCCAGGUUGGUUUGGAUGGACUUCGCAUGCUAGAUCCAAAUACCAGUCGGACGUUGAGAAUAUAUCCUCUUGAGAACAUAACAAGAUGUGAUAGAUUCGAUUCAUCUACCUUUGCAUUUUGGUCGAAGAGCCCUGUAGACAUUGAGCCAAGACGAAUUAGAUUGCAAUCUAAUAGUUACACUACCAACACACUUUUGGAUACAGUGACUGCUGCGACCAUACAGUUCAAGGAAAUGGGUGGCAGUAGGAGGCCUGCUGAAUCAUUGAAAAUAAAUGAACAGACUGCCGAAAGAAAGAAAGGCCUCGGUGAUUGGAUGAAUAUCAUCAAACCUGCCAAUGAAGAGAAAGAUCAUUGGGUCCCAGAUGAAGCAGUCUCAAAAUGUACCGCUUGUGGCACUGAUUUUGGGGCUUUUAACCGCAAGGUUGAUCUCCCUGUUUCUUUCCUCAUGGCUAUGUUUUCUGUUUUUUGUGAUGUUUUUCUAAUGACAGCGUUUUGCUUCUUCCAGCAUCACUGUAGGAACUGUGGUGAUAUUUUCUGUGACAAAUGUACACAUGGUAGAAUUGCUCUAACUGCUGAAGAGAAUGCUCAGCCAGUACGAGUUUGCGACCGAUGCAUGGCAGAAGUGACUCAGAGGCUGACUAGUGCUAAAGAGUCAUCAAGUAAACCAAUUCUGCAGAGUCAUGAGGAUCUUGCUCGGAAACUUCAGGAGGAGCUGGAGAGAAAUCGGAAGUCAUCAGGUUCCAAGUCUGAUGGUUCUGGGAGACGGAUGAAGGAGGUUGCAUGUCCUAUAUGCACUGUCCAUCUGCAGGUUCAGGUACCUAGCUCAGGUUCUGAGACCAUUGAGUGUGGAGUUUGCCAGCAUCCAUUUCUUGUGAGUUCUUAUUGAGAGUUCCGAUAACAUGGAUACGGAUGAAGGUGUCUUUUUGUGUCAAGUUCAAAAUUCAAUUGUUUUACUUUUCUAUUACCAGCUUGCACAUUAAUGAUUAACUAUUGGGUUUGCCUUAUGUUUACUUUUAUAUCUGGGCUUGUUUCAUGACCAUUCUUUACCUGCACUGUUUAAUUUUUCUCGUUGAGUUUGGUGUUUAUAUGUUUUUUAACUUUUCAUUUUCGUUUGUCCUCUUGUAUAAAUUAGACGCUGAACUUUCAUGUAUAGCUAUGUGGAAUACAUUACGGUUUGAGUCAAUAUAUGACAGAUUGUUAGUGCUGGGUAUUA